Mesocestoides corti is the source of this 1551-nucleotide messenger RNA. The record is from the annotation of a GenBank genome assembly. NCBI's taxonomy places the organism in Eukaryota, Metazoa, Platyhelminthes, Cestoda, Cyclophyllidea, Mesocestoididae.
AUGUUUCACUAUUCGAAACGCGCUUUUCCGAUUCUUUUAAAUAUUCGGCCAUUAUCAACGGAUAUAACUAGUGUGCCAUUGACUCAAGCGCUUUCCACUUUCAAGCCUAAAUCCCCACUUUCCUCUCUAGCCAAUGAAUCCUCGGUAAAAAUAACUACUCUUAAGAAUGGCCUAACUGUUGCUUCGCAAAAUAAAUUUGGCAUGCACUGCACGAUCGGAGCGAUGAUUAGAGCUGGGCCUCGCUAUGAAAGUGGUACCAUCAGUGGCACAUCACAUUUCCUGGAAAAACUUGGAUUUCACGUAAUAAUGCCUCAUUCCUCCAUUCUACUUUAUAGUCAAGUGAUGGUUUUAAAGACCGGGAUCACAUACAAUCCACAAUGGAGUCUUGCAAUGCUAUAUUUGAUUGUCAAAUAUCGAGGAGUAAAUCAUCACUUAAAAACGCUUACUCACGUCCUCUCUGAGACCGUGAUGCGGCCCAAAAUUACAGACGAAGAAGUUGCAAUGGCGGCGCGGGCCAUUGGAUUCGAGUUAGUUGGAAUGGAAAUGGGUCCACCAGUUGAGCCGAUUCUAAACGAAUUGCUUCAUUCGGCGGCGUUUCACGCCUCCAACACCCUCGGACUUCCGCGCUACUGCCCCAAGGAGUCGCUCGAGAAGAUAUCCCGCCACGAAAUCAUGAAACAUAACUUUUUAUCCUAUCACAGGCCGGAGAACACAGUCCUUGUGGGUGUAGGUGUGGACCACGAUGAUUUUAUCCAAUACGUGGAAUCAUCCUUUCUGCCGUGGGAUACAAGUUACGGCAGAGAAGUCCCAGAGUCAGAGCGUCUAACCCCGGACAAGUCUACGCCAGUCUACUUGGGUGGUGAGAUGGACCUCUCGCAGUACCACGCGCCAAUGCCGGAGUUUGCCCACUGCGCCAUCGGUCUGGAGGGCUGUGGCUCGAGGGAUCCGCAAUUUGUCACCGCGUGCCUCCUCAACUCACUCCUUGGCGGUGGCGGAUCGUUCUCGGCCGGUGGGCCGGGCAAGGGCAUGUACACCCGCCUCUACACCAACGUGCUCAACCAGUACCACUGGGUCAACUCAGCCCAGGCAGCCAAUCACGCGUACGCAGACGCGGGCGUCUUCGCGAUCUCGGGCAGUGCGGAGCCCGAAGACCUCCACCACCUGGUCCGCGUGAUCAUCAACGAGUUGCGCUUCACCGCGGAGACACCGAUUGGCGCGGGCGAACUGCAGCGCGCGAAGAACCAGCUGGAGUCGAUGUUGCUGAUGAAUUUGGAGAUGAAUCCGGUGGCGUUUGAGGACAUUGCCCGCCAGGUGCUCGCCUCUGGUGAAUGGAAACCGCCUUCUUAUUGGGUGGAGAAGAUUAACGCGGUGACUGCCGACGACCUCCACGACCUGCUGGCACGCAUGUUCAAGUCGCCCAUAACCAUGGUGGGCUACGGACGCAUGGACAAGUGGCCGAAAUACCAGGACAUCCAGCAGGAAUUCGCGGCACCUCUUCACUCUCGCACCACCACGAGCCGUUUUCCCUCGAUUUUUAAGCGAUUCAUCUGA